UGACAGGAAGGCGGUCAGUAUUUUUGCCACUGGCAUCAAGUACCUGACCAACUACAUCAUGUCGGAGGGCAGAGUCUGGACCGUAAAUGCUCCGCCGGAAGGUUUUGCGGACACGGUCAGUAUCAAUAUUGGAAAAGCUUAAUUUACAGCUACAGUAUGUGCCAAAAGCAGGCUCUGUCCAAGUAGAAUCUUCUGGUUCUCUAAGCGCACGAACUCGUUUUAAUAGUGAUUCGAACUGAUUGUUUAAUCCAGAAAUGGCUUAUGCCAGCAACAGAUGUGAACCAAGGUGAUGCCAUGAACCAAAUGGAUCUCCCAAUGCAUCGUCAGGCGCACAGGGAGAUGCUCCACCACCGUAAUCGGAUUAGCACCGGUCACGGGGGCCAUGAGCUAUUCCAAAUUACUCCGAACCCCCAAAGGCCUGACUUAUGCUAGUGUAAUACUUAUUUCUUUGGCUUGACGUAUAUCCCGGAGUUGACGCAGUCGGUCUGCCCGCAAUCGCUUGUCUUUACACGUCGCCCGCCCUAUUCAGUCUUAAAAAGACACAUGCUGACGAACUUGUCGGUGGUUUCUUUGGUUAGCAUUUCGAUGACUGGGAGAGAUUGGAGGGCAAUAGUAGUUAGCUUCUACUUGAUAGUCUGAGUGAUUACGCUGUCCUUCGGGAAGUCGGAUUUUUAUAUUCCAAGAUGGAUGCUAUGAGCCGCUCAUUGAUUUAAGGCGCCCAUGUGAUGAUGAAGGCAACUUGCUGCCUUGAGGGUCGAGAUAGGCUUAAUCGACCCCGCUCAAUAGCAUUACAUGAUAACCAACGCC
This is a messenger RNA of Colletotrichum godetiae, 807 nucleotides long. RefSeq lists its product as uncharacterized. Bases 262 to 432 code for a protein of 56 amino acids. NCBI's taxonomy places the organism in Eukaryota, Fungi, Ascomycota, Sordariomycetes, Glomerellales, Glomerellaceae. The record is from RefSeq and is a predicted model, not a curated record. The transcript is spliced from 2 exons.